UCCGGGAGGCUCUUCCCAGCACUGGAGACCAGUAGGGAGAGUGUGACCUAGGGUGGGCAUUUUCUGGGAAGUCUGAGGCCUGGAGACUGCAGGAAAGAAGAUCGGCGGGGUUUCGGAGUCGAUCUAGUAGACAGCCCUUUCCCUGGGCGUGCCCUUGGGACCUGGGAGCCGCCUUCGAAGAGGACGCUGGCUUCUCCCAGGAAUUAGAGGCUUCCUCCCGCCCUCCCGCCUCCCGAGGCAGGAAUGCGAAGAAUCAGCUUUCAGCCGAGCAGCGGCUGCCGUUCCGGGGAGCUCCCGGUGCAGGCCUUUCCUGAGCUGUCGAAUUAACUGGUUCUGUCUGUCCAACUGGGAGAGCAGCUCUUGCUAAAAAUAGCGCCCUGUCCAGCGCGACCUGCGCUCGCCGGCAGCCCGGCCGCGACAGUCCCAGGAGCCCGGGGAGCCCCGCACCAGGAGUUUCCACCCCGGGGCCUGGCUCAGGUCCCACCCCCGAAGCCGAGGCCGAGGCCCCGGGGCACAGCGCUGUCCCUACAGGUGCGGCGGAGGGUGGCAGGCCCGCGGGCCGAGGAGCUGCCGAAGCCGUCCGGGAUGGGAGCCGGCGGCGCGGCCUCCCACUCGCUCGCCUGGGCCUCCCUGCCGCAGCUGGGGCCUCUCGCCGGCGCCCUCUGCGAGGACACGCUUUACAGCCGAGAGUCGCCCCAAGAAAGGCCGGGCUCCCGGCGCAGCCUGCCCGGCAGCCUCUCAGAGAAGAGCCCCAGCAUGGAGCCCUCGGCCGCUACGCCGUUCCGGGUCACGGGCUUCCUCAGCCGCCGCCUCAAGGGCUCCAUCAAGCGCACCAAGAGCCAGCCCAAGCUGGACCGCAACCACAGCUUCCGCCACAUCCUGCCGGGGUUCCGCAGCGCCGCCGCCGCCGCCGCCGCCUCCGCCGCGGACAAUGAGAGGUCUCAUCUGAUGCCCAGGCUGAAAGAGUCUCGCUCCCACGAGUCCCUGCUCAGCCCCAGCAGCGCAGUGGAGGCGCUGGACCUCAGCAUGGAGGAGGAGGUGGUCAUCAAGCCCGUGCACAGCAGCAUCCUGGGCCAGGACUAUUGCUUCGAGGUGACAACGUCCUCAGGAAGCAAGUGCUUCUCCUGCCGGUCAGCAGCCGAACGGGAUAAGUGGAUGGAGAACCUGCGGCGAGCCGUGCAUCCCAACAAGGACAACAGCCGGCGUGUGGAGCACAUUCUGAAGCUGUGGGUGAUCGAGGCCAAGGACCUGCCGGCCAAGAAGAAGUACCUGUGCGAGCUGUGCCUGGACGACGUGCUGUACGCACGCACCACGGGCAAGCUCAAGACCGACAACGUCUUCUGGGGCGAGCACUUCGAGUUCCACAACCUGCCGCCCCUGCGCACAGUCACCGUCCACCUGUACCGCGAGACCGACAAGAAGAAGAAGAAGGAGCGCAGCAGCUACCUGGGCUUGGUGAGCCUGCCCGCCGCCUCCGUGGCCGGCCGGCAGUUCGUGGAGAAGUGGUACCCGGUGGUGACGCCCAACCCCAAGGGCGGCAAGGGCCCCGGGCCCAUGAUCCGUAUCAAGGCGCGCUACCAGACCAUCACUAUCCUGCCCAUGGAGAUGUAUAAGGAGUUCGCCGAGCACAUCACCAAUCACUACCUGGGGCUCUGCGCUGCCCUCGAGCCCAUCCUCAGUGCCAAGACCAAGGAGGAGAUGGCGUCGGCCUUGGUGCACAUCCUGCAGAGCACGGGCAAGGUGAAGGACUUCCUGACCGACCUGAUGAUGUCGGAGGUGGACCGCUGUGGGGAAAACGAGCACCUCAUCUUCCGGGAGAACACGCUGGCCACCAAGGCCAUCGAGGAGUACCUCAAGCUGGUGGGCCAGAAGUACCUGCAGGACGCACUAGGAGAGUUCAUCAAAGCGCUGUACGAGUCGGACGAGAACUGUGAAGUGGACCCAAGCAAGUGCUCGGCCGCUGACCUCCCCGAGCACCAGGGCAACCUCAAGAUGUGCUGCGAGCUGGCCUUCUGCAAAAUCAUCAACUCCUACUGCGUCUUCCCCCGGGAGCUCAAGGAGGUGUUUGCCUCUUGGCGGCAAGAGUGCAGCAGCCGCGGCCGGCCGGACAUCAGCGAGCGACUCAUCAGUGCCUCUCUGUUCCUGCGCUUCCUCUGCCCGGCCAUCAUGUCCCCCUCACUCUUCAAUCUGCUGCAGGAGUACCCCGACGACCGCACCGCCCGCACACUCACCCUCAUCGCCAAAGUCACCCAGAACCUGGCCAACUUUGCCAAGUUCGGCAGCAAGGAAGAGUACAUGUCAUUCAUGAACCAGUUCCUGGAGCACGAGUGGACCAACAUGCAGCGCUUCCUGCUGGAGAUCUCCAACCCCGAGACCGUCUCCAACACGGCCGGCUUCGAGGGCUACAUCGACCUGGGCCGCGAGCUCUCCAGCCUGCACUCGCUGCUCUGGGAGGCCGUCAGCCAGCUGGAGCAGAGCAUCAUAUCCAAGCUGGGGCCUCUGCCUCGAAUCCUGAGGGACGUCCACACAGCUCUGAGCACCCCGGGCAGUGGGCAGCUUGCAGGGACCAAUGACUUGGCCUCUACGCCUGGAUCCGGCAGCAGCAGUGUCUCGGCUGGGCUCCAGAAGAUGGUGAUCGAGAACGACCUCUCUGGUCUGAUAGAUUUCACCCGGUUACCGUCUCCAACCCCCGAAAACAAGGACUUGUUUUUUGUCACAAGGUCCUCCGGGGUCCAGCCCUCACCUGCCCGCAGCUCGAGUUACUCGGAAGCCAACGAGCCCGAUCUUCAGAUGGCCAACGGCGGCAAGAGUCUGUCCAUGGUGGACCUCCAAGACACCCGCGUGCUGGAUGGGGAGGCAGGCUCCCCAGCGGGCCCCGACGCCCUCGCCGCCGAUGGCCAAGCGCCCGCGACUCAGCUGGUGGCCGGGUGGCCAGCCCGGGCGGCCCCCGUGAGCCUGGCAGGGCUGGCCACAGUGCGGCGGGCAGGCCAGACGCCCACCACGCCGGGCACGUCGGAGGGCGCGCCGGGUCGGCCCCAGCUCCUGGCACCACUAUCCUUCCAGAAUCCCGUGUACCAGAUGGCGGCCGGCCUGCCACUGUCUCCCCGCGGCCUCGGCGACUCGGGCUCCGAGGGCCACAGCUCCCUGAGCUCCCACAGCAACAGCGAAGAGCUGGCAGCUGCCGCCAAGCUGGGCAGCUUCAGCAGCAGCGGCGCCGCAGCCGCCCCCGAAGACCUGGGCCGGCGCCCCGGGGAGCUGGCACGGCGGCAGGUGUCGCUGACCGAGAAGGGUGGGCAGCCCACGGUGCCACGGCAGAACAGUGCCGGCCCCCAGCGGAGGAUCGAUCAGCCGCCGCCACCACCCCCGCCGCCGCCCCCCGCACCCCGAGGCCGGACGCCGCCCACCCUGCUGAGCACCCUGCAGUACCCACGGCCGUCGAGCGGGACGCUGGCCUCGGCCUCGCCCGACUGGGCUGGGCCCGGAGCGCGGCUGCGGCAACAGUCCUCGUCCUCCAAGGGCGACAGCCCUGAGCUGAAGCCUCGAGCCGUGCACAAGCAGGGCCCUUCACCCGUGAGCCCCAAUGCCCUGGACCGCACGGCUGCCUGGCUCUUGACCAUGAAUGCACAGUUGUUAGAAGACGAGGGCCUGGGCCCAGAUCCCCCGCACAGGGAUAGGCUAAGGAGUAAGGAGGAACUCAGCCAAGCGGAAAAGGAUCUGGCAGUGCUGCAGGACAAGUUGCGAAUCUCCACCAAGAAGCUGGAGGAGUAUGAGACCCUGUUCAAGUGCCAGGAGGAGACGACCCAGAAGCUGGUGCUGGAGUACCAGGCACGUCUAGAGGAGGGCGAGGAGCGGCUGCGGCGGCAGCAGGAGGACAAGGACAUCCAGAUGAAGGGCAUCAUCAGCAGGUUGAUGUCAGUGGAGGAGGAGCUGAAGAAGGACCAUGCGGAGAUGCAAGCAGCUGUAGACUCCAAACAGAAGAUCAUUGAUGCUCAGGAGAAGCGCAUCGCCUCACUGGACGCAGCCAACGCGCGCCUCAUGAGCGCCCUGACGCAGCUCAAAGAGAGGUACAGCAUGCAAGCCCGUAACGGCCUCUCCCCCACCAACCCCACCAAAUUGCAGAUUACUGAAAACGGCGAGUUCCGAAACAGCAGCAAUUGUUAACCUGCCCGAGGAGGGGAGGACUCUGGUGGCCCAGGGCGGGGUCUCAGCCUGGGGAGGAGCAGCGCCGGGGGCCCAGAGGCCGAGGCUCGCCUCCCCCCCUCCACCCGCGGCCCAGGAGGCGGCUGCAGAGGGAGCCGCGAGAGACUGACGCAGUGCAAGCGGGGGACACCGGCCCGCUCCCCCAAGAAGCGUGUUGGGCGCAGGCUGGGGAGUGGGUGCAGCCUAGCGCGGGCAGGGGCCUGCCGCAGUGUCUGUUUUGGGUGUUGAACUUGGUGCGCGUCCCCUUUCCUCCUUCACCUGGCUGAGUGCAUGUACCCCCGCCCCGACGCACCACCUCCUCCACACAGGGGGAGCCGCCCGGAGAGUUGGAGGGUCAGAGAGCCAGGGGUCUCCUGCCGUGGCUUCCCCUCGCCUCCCAGAGACCCAGGACUCCCGGGCAGCCAGGCGCUGCCCUGUGGGACCUGUCGCUCCGUUCCAGAAGCCGACAGGGUGGUCAGCAGGCAGACAGAGGGUGGGGAGGAUGGAGCUGCCAGAGCGCUGUGUCCCCCCGCCUGUCUCCACCCUGAUCACCUGCCAAUGCAUGCUUGGGGCCCCCUCCUGGCUGUGCGGAGCCGAGGCAUCACCCCCACACCUGUCCCCAGCCCCUCGGCCCGCCCCCUCCCGCCCGAACUCUGUCAGAUAGACAGUCUAUAGACCCAGUGAGGAUCUCAGCUCUUCCUUCUGGGCCCUCGUACCCAUGGGAAGAUCAGAGCCUCCCUCACUUGCCACAGGGGCCCAGGCUGAUGUGCUGGGCUCCCCGCCGAAGCCAAAGAUCUGGGCAGAGCUGGCCCAGGUGGCACCGUAGCAGUGGCCGCCUGUCUCCCAGAGCUUGCGUGCCCACACGGUGGCCCCGCAGGGAGUAGCCAGCAGGUACACCCCACCCCACCCCACCCCCGCCCUCCCGAGAGACAGGCUGAGCUUUCCUGGUGGAUGGUUAGAAAAAGAAUUCUAGUGCCCACAGGCCCUGAGAAGGUGGAUAACUGUGAUUUUUUUUCCUUUCACAGUAUGCAUUAGAAACAAAAGCCCGCUUGCUCGCUUGCUGGAACACAGGGGCCUUUUAAAUUGAGCGUGCGCACUGCAUGGGAAAUAGCGGCCCUGGAGGAUGUUAGACUUGCUCCCUCUCCAAGACCGCGGCAGCCUGCACCCGCCCCCUUGCGUGCAGCCGGCCUCUGCCUCACCCUCCCGGGCCCACCGAGGACCCAGGCGCUGCAGACAGGGGAAGGGAGGGGCCCACCCACGGCUGGGGCCGGUUUCCCUCAGCCCCAGGCUGUUCUGUAGCUUGUGGGCCCUCCCCACUGCCCCCCGCUCCCACCCUUGCGGGACAUAAGUGGGCAGGAACUUGGGUCUCUCUCGUCCUUGUUCCCACCCCUGACCCUAGGGAAUCUUGGGACCAGAGCUGGGGCAUCCAUCCUGCAGCCAGGAGCCACCCCGACUGCCUUCAGCCGUGGGAAAGCUGGGGAGUCACCCCUUCCUGCCUUUGGGGCGGGAGCCGCUCCACCAGGACCCAGAGUUGGGGAGCAACAGGGGCUGGGUGGCUCAGACCACACUGCACCCCAUCCUGGGGUGGAACCUGCAGCUCAGUUAGCCCAGAGACCUGCUGGUGGGGAGAGGUCAGGACCCCCCGAAAGGUCACAGACCUCAGGAAGGCAGGCCGUGGCGGGUGGAGGCUCUGCCCCACUCCUCUGGCCGCAUAGGCAAGGCCUGGCCCCAGGGACGUCAGCCUCUGGUUCCGACGCACCCCUCUUCUGCCUGGCGAAUGCUCCCCACCCGCCCCCCACCCCUCUCCCGCGGAUGCCUCGUUGAGCGUUGAGCGACCUCGGAUUGAACCGAGCGCCUCUUAGCAAUACAGGGGGAGGGUCCCAGGGCCUGCACAGCCAGGCUCCGGAGGCCGGUGCUGGCGGCCCUUGGCCUGGGUUGCGAGCUCUCGGGCAGAGAGCCUUAUCUACUUAGUGCAAAAACUGUAAAAGUGUACAGACUCUCCACAGAUUUUUAUCUGAACUGCAAGUCUGACGAUUUUUGUAAAUGUUCUUGGUGUUUGACUGUAAUGUAACUAUUUCACCCCAUGGUUGUACAUAGUCCUUCAGUCCUGGUGCUGCCGAGGGCUGCCCGGGACCGCUGCUCUCUGGCGGUUUUUUAUUUUAUUUUUAAUCUAGAUGACAGUAUUGGGCAGGAGGCAGAGGUCAGAGGUCGGGGAUCUGGGGGUUGGGGUUUUGCAGUGUGCUGUCUGGGUGGCUGGGGAAUGCGCUCCCCCUCUGGGUCACCCUGAACCCGCGCCCCUGAGGGAGGGAUUGGGGGGACAGGGGUCCCAAGCCCAGUGCACCCCCACCCCCACCACCAGAGAAGGCUGUCCCCCGGCCCUCUCCUGCCAACAGAGAGGCCUGACUUUCCGCCUAACUUUUAUGUUUAGGGUGAAGGAAACUGCCAAACUUCCUUUGAGUGAAAACUCUUUCCAACCGCCUAGAAUGAGGGUGGGGAACCCAGGGCAGAGCUCCAGGCGACCCCCACCCUGCAGAGCAUCUGCCCCGGUGUAUACCUCUCACCCCCUCCCACCCCAUCCGUCUGCGUAAGGCAGACCCCAGGGAAACAGCCCCUCUUUUUCUACACACUCUCCCAGCUCCCCCAGCCCCACUCCACCUCCCACCCCACCUUUUGUAAGUAUGUGAAAAGGAAAAAAAUGCAAACGUUGGAGUCUUGGCCAGAGUGCCUCCCUCCAGCUGUGACUCUAACUAUGUAAUAAUGUACAGAGAAAGUUGUUGGUGUUCUAAGACUGUGUGGCUGUGCAAUUUCUGUACAUUUGCAAUUAGAAAUAUUAAAGAUUUAUUUAGCUAUUUUAA
Molecule: messenger RNA, 7034 nt
Organism: Capra hircus (goat)
Lineage: Eukaryota; Metazoa; Chordata; Mammalia; Artiodactyla; Bovidae
Gene: DAB2IP
Product: DAB2 interacting protein
Exons: 16
Coding region: 586-4161 (1191 amino acids)
Biological process (GO): regulation of GTPase activity
Source: RefSeq, a predicted model, not a curated record